AUGUCGGCCGAAGCGGGUGCUGAGGUGCCCAACCUCAACCUAAAUGCCGAGGAGAAACGAGUCUAUGGCCAGCUAUUCCGCCAAGCCGACACGGAUAAUGUAGGAGUCGUCACCGGCGACGUAGCUGUCAAGUUCUUCGAGAAGACGAGACUGGAUUCAAGGGUCCUCGGAGAGAUUUGGCAAAUAGCAGACCGAGAGAACCGCGGCUUCCUGACUCCUGCUGGCUUCAGCAUCGUCCUUCGUCUUAUUGGCCAUGCCCAAGCUGGUCGCGAACCGACACAGGAGGUCGCCCUGCAGCAGGGACCUAUUCCACGUUUCGAUGGCAUCACCAUAGCACCCGCUGCACCGCCGUCACCUGCCGCCGCACAACCCCUUCAAGCACAAGGCACCGGCGGCGUGCCUAUCCGCAUUCCACCCUUGACUCCCGAGAAGGUCUCACAGUACGCUGGCCUGUUCGAGAGGCAGAACCUACAGGGCGGCAACAUGCUCCCAGGCGACCAGGCCAAGAAUAUAUUCGAGAAGUCGGGUCUGCCCAACGAGCUGCUCGGCAGGAUAUGGCAGUUGGCGGACACGGAGCAGAGAGGCCUGCUCGUCAUGACCGAGUUCGUCAUCGCCAUGCAUCUGCUCACAUCACUGAAGACUGGCCAGCUCAGGGGGCUGCCCAACGUCCUCCCAGCUGCCCUCUACGAAGCGGCCACGAGGCGUGGCCAACCGCCGAGACAGAGCCCGACGACCGCCGGCCCCCCUCUGUCUGCCAUUCCUCGUCAGCUGAGUGGGCAGGCCCCGUUACGGCAAGCCAGCCCUCUAGGUCGCGCACCCCUGAGCGCACAAGCAACUGGGCUUCAACCGCAGACCACUGGGUCUGACUGGGCCAUUACUCCUGCAGAUAAGGCAAGGUUUGAUCUGCUGUACGCCGACUUGGACAAAACCAACAAGGGCUUCAUCACCGGAGAGGAGGCGGUGCCGUUCUUGGCCCAGUCGAGCUUAUCCGAGGACGUCUUGGCUCAGAUAUGGGAUCUGUCAGACAUCAACUCGCAGGGACUCUUGACCAAGGAUACCUUCGCUGUGGCCAUGUACCUCAUCAGGCAGCAGAGGAGCAGGAAGGACGGACUAAACACCCUCCCUAGCACUCUGCCCUCGAACCUGAUCCCCCCUUCCCUGCGAGCUCAGGUACGCCCGCCCACCGCCGGUGCCUCUCCUUUCGAUGCUCCAGAGCCACCAAGGCCUCAGCCACCACCUGCGCCCAAGUCCGCACUCGACGAUCUCUUCGGCCUCGAUUCGCCUGCCCCUGCCCCUGCGCCCGCACAAGCCCCUAUGGCUACUGGUGGCUCUGCAACAAGAGAUCCCUUUGCGAAUGCUUCGCCUGCAGCUCCAAGCUCGCCUAUCCAUGCUUCGCCAACCGGCAAUCAGUUCAAGCCAUUCAUUCCAUCCUCAACAUUCGGCAGGGCUCUACAGGCGCAAGACACCGGGGGUUCAUCCGGCUCGAAGCCUACUUCAGCGGUGGAUGACCUGCUUGGUGACAAUGAUCCGGAGAUCAGCAAAAAGCUCACCAACGAGACAGCCGAGCUUGCCAAUUUGUCUAACCAAAUCGGCUCCUUGUCAACUCAGAUGCAGCAGGUUCAAGGACAGCGUGGAGUUACACAAAAGGAGAUUACCCAAACCAGUCAGCAAAAGAAGAACUUUGAGGAUCGCCUAGCACAGCUUAGAACUCUUUAUGAGAAGGAAGCCAAGGAAGUUGCCGAUCUCAAGGACCAACUGCAGAAAUCUCGCAGCGAAACGCAGAAGCUGAUGACUGAGAUGGCAACAAUCAACCAAAGCUACCAGGACAUCCAAGGCCAACACCAGCAACUCUCAAGCGCCUUGCAGGCAGACCAGCAAGAAAACCAAAGUCUCAAGCAGAAGAUCAGUGCUGUCAAUGCCGAGAUUGCGCAGCUGAAGCCUCAAAUUGAGAAACUGAAGUCGGAUGCCCGGCAACAAAAGGGAUUGGUGGCCAUUAACAAGAAGCAACUGUCCACUGUUGAAGGGGAGCGAGAGAAGCUCAAGACUGAGGCCGAGGACCUUACCAAGAGCAACGAAGAGCUCUCCCGUCAAAUCAGCGCUGGUUCGCCGGUCGCAGCACCUGCUCAAGUGGCCAGUCCUGCUCCAUCGUCCGCGAGCGGUAAUAACCCCUUUUUCAAGCGCAGUGGAAGUACUGAUAUGAUGGGUGCUUUCGCUUCGCCCCCACCCAAAGCCUACAACGACAAGUCAUUCGAUGACAUCUUUGGCGGGUUCGGUGGUGGCAGCACAUCUAGUACACCGCCGCCGCCCGUUUCAUUCAAAGCACAGCACACUGGUACCUCAACAGCUAGUGUAGGAUCUUCUGCCGCCCCUGCCAGCUCUACUCCCACGACUACCAGCCGCCAGGCCACGUUCGGCUCUCUCGAGCCACCGCCUCCGCCUGUUUCAAGGCAGAUCAGCUCCAGUUUCUUGCCGUUUGGGGAUUUGAGCGAAUCGCGGACAUCUUCCCGCCAAGCUUCUCCUCCCUUGAGCCGUGCUGGUGAUAGCAGCACUCCAGUUGCCGCUAUUGGUACCAAGGCGUUGGAGCCUGCGUUUACAGGGGCUAGUGCAGCCUCUGUGCAAGACAACACCAAAAGUGAUGCUAAUGAUGAUGAGUCUACGCCACCUCUCACGACCAACGGUCACACCCUUGGUGACAUGCCGGGUGCAUUCCCUGAAGAGACCCCCAGAGCAGAAGAAAGUGCCGCUACUCCAUCGUUCGCCGGCAAUCGGGACAGUGAGAUCUUUGAGGGACUGAAGAAGGCGCCCAUCAACACAAAGGAUGACUUUGACUCGGCCUUUGCCAGUUUCGGCUCGUCCAGCAAACUUCAAGAAAAGCCCAAGGAGACUAACAACGCUUUCUCAACUUUCAACUCCGAGUUCCCUCCCAUCUCAGAACUAGAGCGAGACGAUGACUCUGAUGACUCGGCCAGUGAUGGAAACGGAUUUGACGAUGAUUUUGCCCCUUCUUCUCCGGCUGCUAAGAAGCAAGAGGGAAACCAGACACCCAAGGCGCCAUCGUCACCUGUUGCGACAAGCAGAUCUGCUCCUAUUCCCAAUGUACCGGCUGCGGAGGGUGCUGGCUCCGCAGGUCAUCUGAACAAUGAGCUCUCUUCUGCUUCAUCCCCGAAGGCAGCCCCGAAACCAGUUUCGGAAGAUCCUUUCGCACCUGCCUCUGACUUUGCGCCGGCUCCAACAACGGUCACCAAUACCGCACCAGUGGCGUCAAAGAACGCUUUUGACGAUUUUGAUGACGACUUCGAAGGCCUCGAAGAUGCCAAGGAGGGCUCGGCUGAUGAUGAGUUCGCUCAUGUAUCACGUUCGAAUCAUGACGACUUCAACUCCGUCUUUGAUAGCAGCCCACCGCCGUCGCAGCCGAAGAGCGAGUCCACUAACGUUUCCAACGUCUUUGGCACUGGCAGCAGUUACGACUUCGGUAACGUGUCCUCCACCUCAGGAAACCCUUCGCAAUCGGCAACAAGCGCUACACCGGCAGCACCUGCGAGCGCUGGCGCGAAGGGGGCUGAUAAUCACGACUGGGACUCCAUUUUCGCCGAUCUGGACGAGCCAAGUGCAGCAGCGAACACGCAAAUUGAAAAGCCCGGCAGCCCAGACGCUACUAGUUCAGGCCGGCCCAGCUUACAAAACGCUGGUAGGGCACUGACAAAGGAGGGUGUGCACGAUGAUCCUAUUCUGAAGAAUCUGACUGGUAUGGGAUACUCGAGGACGGACGCGCUCAAUGCGCUAGAGAAGUACGAUUACAACCUGGAGCGGGCCGCGAACUUCCUUGCCAGCCACUCGUGA
This is a messenger RNA of Truncatella angustata, 3840 nucleotides long. RefSeq lists its product as uncharacterized. The transcript is spliced from 5 exons. Gene Ontology annotation, biological process: endocytosis; endosomal transport. Gene Ontology annotation, cellular component: plasma membrane; cytoplasm. Lineage: Eukaryota; Fungi; Ascomycota; Sordariomycetes; Amphisphaeriales; Sporocadaceae. The coding region runs from base 1 to 3840 and encodes 1279 amino acids. Gene Ontology annotation, molecular function: calcium ion binding; protein binding. The record is from RefSeq and is a predicted model, not a curated record.